Molecule: messenger RNA, 402 nt
Organism: Naegleria gruberi
Lineage: Eukaryota; Heterolobosea; Eutetramitea; Acrasida; Naegleriidae
Exons: 1
Coding region: 1-402 (133 amino acids)
Source: RefSeq, a predicted model, not a curated record
AUGACAACAGAAAUCAAACACAAGGAAGAGAAGAAGCACAAGGACGAAGAUGAUAAAAAACACAAGGAUGAAGAAAAGAAGCUUAAGGAAGAAAAGAAAUUGAAAGAAAAGGAAGACAAGAAACAUCUCGAAGAAGAAGAGAAGAAACACAAAGAUGAAGAGAAAAAGCUCAAAGAGGAAAAGAAAUUAAAGGAAAAGGAAGCCAAGCACAAGGAUGAAGAAGAAAAGAAGCCUAAGGAAGACAAGAAUCAUAAGGAUGAAGAAGAUAAAAAGCACAAGGACGAGGAAAAGAAGCUUAAAGAAGAAAAGAAGCUCAAGGAAAAGGAAGCCAAACACAAGGACGAUCAUGAAGACAAGAAACACAAGGAAAAGGAUGAAAAGAAAAAAGAUGAAAAGAAAUAA